This is a messenger RNA of Morus notabilis, 1898 nucleotides long. Its product is annotated as WAT1-related protein At4g30420. NCBI's taxonomy places the organism in Eukaryota, Viridiplantae, Streptophyta, Magnoliopsida, Rosales, Moraceae. The record is from RefSeq and is a predicted model, not a curated record. The coding region runs from base 205 to 1284 and encodes 359 amino acids. Gene Ontology annotation, molecular function: transmembrane transporter activity. Gene Ontology annotation, cellular component: plasma membrane. The transcript has 9 exons.
AUAAACUCUUUCUAAUUUCUCUCUCUCCCCUUCAAAGAAAAAAAAGGGAAAAAAAAAACACAUCAAUUUCUCUCUGUUCCUUUCCUUAGUCUCAAGAGCAAUUUAAGAUAGAGAAAAAGGUGAAGCUUAUGGUGGAGGAUUUUGGUAUGGAUGUGUACGUAGUGUGGAAAUGAAAUAUUAGGUUAUAGAUCAAAAGUAUCCAUUAUGGGUGGGGUGGAUGGAAAUUACAAGGCUGUAAUAGCCAUGGUUGUGUUGCAAUGCAUCACUGCAGGAGUCACUCUUUUCAGCAAAGUUGCUUUGUCACAAGGAAUGAGCCCUUUGGUGUUUGUUGUCUACCGCCAAUCUUUCGCCACUAUUAUCAUGGCUCCUUUAGCGUUUUUCUCUAAAUGGAGAAAUCCACACAAAACGUCAUUGGGAUUAAGAAGCUUUUCCUUGAUACUUUUGACCUCUAUAAUUGGUGUAACGGCCAAUAAUAACACCUAUUUUGAGGGUUUGAACUUGUCGUCUUCCACGAUAGCAACAGCAAUGUUGAAUCUGAUACCGGCAAUCACAUUUAUAAUGGCAGCCGUUGUUGGAUUGGAGAAAAUUAAUCCACGAAGCUUUAGAAGCAUUUCCAAGAUAAUUGGGACAAUUAUAUGUAUCAGUGGAGGCAUAUGCAUGGCAUUAGUUAAAGGCCCGGCUCUAUUUAAAAACACAAAAUUGGUACAAUUCCCCUCCAAAAAAUCAAUCUCAAUGACAAUGAGCUUUGGAGAAGGUUCGAACUUACCUCUUGGUUGCCUACUUCUCUUCAUAAACUGCUGCUGCAAUUCGUUUUGGAUUGUUAUGCAGGUUCCAAUUUCAGAGGCCUGCCCUGACCACUUGUAUACAACCUUUUGGAUGUUUUUCUUGUCGAGCAUACAAUCUUCCAUUUGUACAUUUCUCAUCGAUCGCAACCCCAAAGCGUGGCCUCUUCACUCAGUUCUUGAACUUGGAAGUUGUUUAUUUGCCGCAAUUGGUGAGGCAAUAUCCUUUUUCAUUCAAGUCUGGUGCACGUGUAAAACUGGUCCGGUUUUCUCUGUAAUGUUCACUCCACUCAGCACAGUUAUGGCGACCAUUAUAGCCAUUUUGUUCACAGAUCAAAUCUUAUACGUUGGAAGCUUAGCGGGUGCAUUUGCUGUUAUUCUUGGCUUAUAUCUGGUACUAUGGGGCAAAGCAAAAGACCUAAAAGAGCAUAAACGAUAUAACGAUGAGCACUCGGAUGGUGCAAAUUGUAGAGGCGAUUUGGAAAAACCACUUUUGCUUUAAAAUUAGUGAAUUACUCUAGAGGGUUCAUACAUUAAAAUUAGGAGAAUAAAUAAGUUAUGAUUUCAUUACAACGGUGAAUUAAGAUGGCAACAUAUCAUAUGCACGCAUUUGCUAUGGAGUAAAACCAAAAUUUAUGAGUGUGAAGUUGAAGAAAUGACCUUAAAGAGCUGAUAUUUGGAUUUUUGCCGUUUUGAUAUUUGACCUUUGGAUUAUUUAUGCACCUUUAAUGAACUAUCAAACAUCAAGAAUGUAUGUUUUAUCAAAAUUAACUCACUGGCCAAAAAGGUUAUCUACAAUUACCACCGGUAAGCUAUCAGAUGCUGCCAAAAUGCAAUCUUCUGUCAUCAAUCACCAAUGUCAGUUGCUGGAGACCGAUCUGGUAGAUUAUUUUUCAUAAUCUACCAUAUUAUUUAUUUAUUUUGAACAAAAAAAAAAAUUACCAGUUGUCACCAGUCUCCAGCCUGGAGAAAAAUUUGGUAGAUAAUUGUUCAUAAUCUACCAUAUUAUUUUUUUCAUUUUCAACUAAACCGUGGACGGUCGUUUUGGUUGCCAACACUGGUCAUUGGAAUAAUCUAGUAGAUUAUUUUUUUACAAUCUACCAUAUAUUUUUUUUC